Molecule: messenger RNA, 831 nt
Organism: Cyphellophora attinorum
Lineage: Eukaryota; Fungi; Ascomycota; Eurotiomycetes; Chaetothyriales; Cyphellophoraceae
Product: Alanine--tRNA ligase
Exons: 1
Coding region: 1-831 (276 amino acids)
Biological process (GO): alanyl-tRNA aminoacylation; regulation of translational fidelity
Molecular function (GO): nucleic acid binding; Ser-tRNA(Ala) deacylase activity; ATP binding
Source: RefSeq, a predicted model, not a curated record
AUGCCUUGUACCAAACUACUCUACCAGGAGCAAGGCAGUCUCCACCAACAUGAUGCCAGCAUUGUCGGCAUCGAGGCGCUCCCAACACCAGAAGACGCCACCAAGUCUGAGCAGCCAGCAAACUCGCAUGUACUAUAUUUGGACGAGACAAUAUUCCACGUCCAGGGCGGCGGUCAGCCCUUCGAUGUUGGCACCAUUCGUCCUUCUCCGGAUUCCGUGAACGGCAAUGACGCAACCUCCCAUACCAAAAAUCAGUCAGAAUUCCAUGUAACGUCAGUACGCAACGGUGAAGCCAACACUGUGCGCCACGCAGGCUACUUUGUCCCCGCAACUACAGACCAACCCUUCCAACCCAAAACCAAAGUCCACCUCUCCAUAGAUGUUCCCCGUCGCCAACUUCACUCCCGCAUCCACUCUGCCGGCCAUAUUCUCGGGGUCGCCAUAAUGCGCCUCUCCCGCGCCGGCACCCUUCCGCCACUCACUGAGACCAAGGCCAAGCACUACCCGGGCGACGCAUCCGUCGAGUUCCAGGGACUCAUCGAUGGCAAGUUCAAGGAUGCGAUCCAGCAGGCGACAGACGAGUUGGUCGCGGAAGGGAGACCGCUGCACAUCCGGUUUUGGAGUCGCGAAGAGUGCGAGAAGAAUGGCGUGGCACUUCCCGAGAAGAUAGAUGGGGAUAUGUUCCGGGCGGUGGAAAUCGAGGGUUGUGGAGCUUAUGCAUGCGGCGGGACUCACGUCAGUAAGACCGACGAAGUAGGCAGAGUCGUAGUGAGAAGCAUUCGACGGCAGAAGGGAGGUACGAGGGUUGGUUACUUCGUUGAAGAGAAGUAG